This is a messenger RNA of Penicillium vulpinum, 261 nucleotides long. RefSeq lists its product as uncharacterized. Bases 1 to 261 code for a protein of 86 amino acids. The transcript has a single exon. NCBI's taxonomy places the organism in Eukaryota, Fungi, Ascomycota, Eurotiomycetes, Eurotiales, Aspergillaceae. The record is from RefSeq and is a predicted model, not a curated record.
AUGUCCGAGCGAGAUAAUGAUGGAAUGAAUUCUGCUGGUCCUGGAACCAAACGCAACCGUAUUGACCACAAUCCGGAGAUUGGUACCAACUCUCUACUGGCAAUCGACUUCAUUGGCGUAAAGUUGGAUACUGGUGUCAUCAAUUUAAUUGGUUUGCGCUGGGACAUCGAGGUCACUCGUGGUCCCAAAAUCCACCCCAAAGACCUGUGGGACCUCGAUGAUUCUACUCAACAAAAGCGACUGGCCGUCCUUGCUAGUUGA